CAGGAACAACCAAGCAAUUUUAUUAUUUUUGGUCUGACCACGCUUUUUGUUUUGUUGAAGUUGUUGGAUACUAUUUAUUUUAGUAUUCACUAUAAACUCUAUAAAGUCUUGAUAUUUCGCCCGAGUAAAACUACAACUGAAUUUACAGUGAUAGUCUGUACCAUUUUGGGAAUAUGUCGCGUAAAUUUCCGGACAGAUGGUUAGAUUACACCAAAUUCGGCAAUAAAGUGGAGGGAACUCCGUUCAUUGCACUCAAAGUGCCACUGAAUAAGGACUUUUUCACCGAUAAGAAAAUAGAACGAUUUACCCCCGAAGACGUCAUUAAAGAAAUACCUAAUUUAGGUCUGAUGAUAGAUUUAACUUUCACUGCCAGAUACUACAAUCCAGUGGAGUUUGAGUGUGAAGAUGUUCAGCACAAAAAAAUAUAUACAAAAGGACACGAAGUACCUGCCCGUUCAUUGGUUAACCAAUUCAUACACAUAGUUGAUGAUUUUCUGGCCAAAGAUAAGAAUAAAGAUAAACUCAUAGGAGUUCACUGUACGCACGGUUUAAACCGGACUGGUUAUUUCGUGUGUGCCUAUAUGAUCUUAGCACAGGGUCAGUCGCCACGAGUCGCCAUAAAAUUGUUCAAUAAAGCUCGUUCCCAUGCAAUGGAAAGGGCCAAUUACUUGAACUCGCUGCUCAGAUUCAUACCAUUGAGUUACAACGGUGGUCAUAACAAACAAAGUGAUUCUGACCGUCAGAACAUUCACAGAGAUAGACUCAACCGCGAUAGACAAAAUAUAAGAAUAGAGAAACAUAGAAGUCGAAGCGACUAUCGAUCCAGAAGCCGUUCUCGUGACGAUCGACAACAGUUCAAUAAUCGCUAUAACUGCGACCGCUCAGAUCGAUCCGACAACUGGAGGAGAUACGAGUAUCGAAACUAUGACCAUAAUAAUAAGGAUGAUAUACCGCGCAGAACAAAUAGUAUGCGUGUGAAUUGCUUUGGUUACUCUGAUUCUAAAAGUUGGGAAAACAAUGAUUGUCGUUAUAGUAGAUCGAGAAAUCGUGAAGCAACAUCAUCUACAUGGAGUGGAAACGGUAACAAAGAUAAUUAGUGUAGUAGAAGUAAUGUUCAAUAUGGCAGUCAUCUAUGGUGCUAAACUCCAAACCAACCGGAAUCUGUACCUAUUUUUUCGUUCCAACUUGUGUUAUUCAGUUUAGUUAACCUGCAACAAUAAAUUGAAAACAAACGGAAUAUGUUAGGUAAACUAAA
This is a messenger RNA of Topomyia yanbarensis, 1255 nucleotides long. RefSeq names its product RNA/RNP complex-1-interacting phosphatase. Gene Ontology annotation, molecular function: polynucleotide 5'-phosphatase activity; protein tyrosine/serine/threonine phosphatase activity. The coding region runs from base 174 to 1097 and encodes 307 amino acids. The transcript is spliced from 7 exons. Gene Ontology annotation, biological process: protein dephosphorylation. NCBI's taxonomy places the organism in Eukaryota, Metazoa, Arthropoda, Insecta, Diptera, Culicidae. The record is from RefSeq and is a predicted model, not a curated record.